This is a messenger RNA of Fusarium odoratissimum NRRL 54006, 2938 nucleotides long. RefSeq names its product cystathionine beta-lyase. Lineage: Eukaryota; Fungi; Ascomycota; Sordariomycetes; Hypocreales; Nectriaceae. Gene Ontology annotation, cellular component: cytoplasm. Gene Ontology annotation, molecular function: pyridoxal phosphate binding. The record is from RefSeq and is a predicted model, not a curated record. The coding region runs from base 274 to 1614 and encodes 446 amino acids. The transcript is spliced from 2 exons. Gene Ontology annotation, biological process: 'de novo' L-methionine biosynthetic process; transsulfuration.
GCGGGAAUGACUCCCCGACUCCCGAGCGACCCUUCUCCUCCAAGCUCUGACUCGGCAAGUCUUCACCUCUCCCCUCUAGAAACUCUUCAAUUCCUCUCUCUUCAAUCAUUCUUCAAUUGUAUUUGAGUUUCGCUUUUGUCGCAUAAACUCUGUUGCGAUUUCUCUCUAGCGCCCGCCCCUCCUCCGACCAAGCUAGAACCAUUCUCCCCGCCAUCCAUCACCUCUGUAUACAACUUGACUUCGACACAUACGCUGCGACUAAAUUUAUCGAGAAUGUCCGCCCCUUCGCCCACUGACUCUGGCAAGUCAGCCAACCCUCUCAAGCGAAUUGACAAUGAGGGACAUGAUCUCCCUCCAUCUCCCGCUCCGUCAAGCCCUCGCAAUGGUCGCAAACGCUAUGCCCUCGCCACCGAACUUGUAUACACAGAUAGCAAGGACCAAUAUGGCGCCUCCAGCGUUCCCAUCUAUCAGUCUGCCACUUUCAAGCAGACAUCAGCCAGCGGUGGCCAGCAAGAAUAUGACUACACGCGCUCUGGAAACCCCACCAGAACGCACCUCGAACGACACCUUGCAAAGAUUAUGAACGCUCAGCGAGCGCUGGCUAUCAGCUCGGGAAUGGGUGCUCUCGAUGUCAUUACUCGACUACUCCGACCUGGCGAUGAGGUUAUCACUGGCGAUGAUCUCUACGGUGGCAGCCACCGUCUGCUUACUUACCUAGCUGCCAACCAAGGCAUCAUUGUUCACCAUGUCGACACAACAACCGUUGAUAGCGUGCGGGCACGCCUCUCGGAGAAGACCGCCAUGGUUUUGCUAGAGACUCCCACCAAUCCUUUGAUCAAGGUUGUGGAUAUUCCGUCUAUCGCUCGCUUGGCACAUGAAGUCAACCCCAAGGCUCUCGUUGUUGUUGAUAACACCAUGCUUUCUCCCAUGCUGUUCAACCCUCUUGAUGUGGGUUGCGACAUUGUGUACGAGUCUGGAACCAAGUACCUGUCUGGUCACCACGACAUCAUGGCUGGUGUUAUUGCCAUGAACGACACUCAGAUUGGAGACAAGCUAUUCUUUGUCAUUAACUCCACGGGCUGUGGUCUAUCACCAAAUGACUCUUUCCUGCUUAUGCGAGGUGUCAAGACUUUGGCUAUUCGAAUGGAGAAACAGCAAGCCAACGCUCAAGCCAUUGCAGAGUUUCUAGAGUCCCGUGGCUUCCGUGUUCGAUACCCUGGACUCAAAUCCCACCCCCAGUACGAUCUGCAUUGGUCUAUGGCUCGCGGUGCUGGCGCUGUGCUCUCGUUUGAGACUGGUGAUCCUGCCGUUUCCGAGCGUAUUGUUGAGGCUGCCCGUCUCUGGGCCAUCAGCGUCAGUUUUGGCUGUGUCAACAGCUUGAUCAGCAUGCCCUGCCAGAUGAGCCAUGCCAGCAUCGACGCCAAGACUCGAGCGGAACGGCAAAUGCCUGAAGAUAUCAUCAGACUGUGCGUUGGUAUCGAGGACCCGAAUGACCUGAUUGAGGAUCUUUCUCGCGCUCUGGUUCAGGCUGGUGCUGUGACCGUGACUUUGGAUGGUUUCCAUGCUGCUGGCGUAGCCAAGGAGCUUGGAGCAACCCCCCUUGUCAUUCAAUGAGCUACAAAAGUAUCGCGAAGAAGGGCCACGAAAGAACAGGCCAAUCCAAUUGAGCCUCAAGGAACAUUUUGAUUUUUGCAAGCGAAUUCGAUAGUCUGUUGAUUACCAUUUCUCUACCACCGGACUUGUCAUGGUUCUCGACCAUUGACGGAAUGGUGGCAAGGGGAAGUUCACCGCCGUAUACCGCCUCACCGGCAUUUCUAUCAAUAAAAAGUAAAGGAAAAGAAAAGGCCUGUAUUAUCAUCUCGAGCUGGCGUUGGCAGGGAUGAACCACGGAGUUAGAUUUAUUUAUUUUGGGAACCUGCAAUAGGUUUGAGACAGAUCCAGAAAUACGAAAGAUUCAAGAUCGAACAUACCCGUCUGCUGUAUCAGAAUCUCGUUGAUGCCAAGCAUUCUCGACUUGUCUCGUUGAUCCAGGAUGCAAACAUGUAGCCACCUCCUCUGUCUCUCUUCCCAGGCUUUGGAUGAUUGUCCUGGGUCGAUAUGACUAGGCCAUCUCUUUUAAGUGUGCUGGUAAUCAUGGUCAGUGCAAGCCUUGGAACGUGAAGAAGAAAAGGACCCGACCUUGUCGCUUCUCUCCCACUUAUCUCGACUUCAUGUGGCAUCGCGUUCCUCCUUUUGCUGUUGCUGGUGGUGAGUUUGGUUUUGGUCAAGGGUAUUGCUAGUUCAGAGGUCAGGCACACUGUCGUCCUCUCCACGUUUAACCCCCCAGUUUCUCGAGCAUACACUCAGGCGUCUCUUGUACUUUGACAAGCGACAUCCUUAUGGGCUAUGGUCCUGCUGAGCUUCGACCUCAGCUACUUACAGCACGUCCUUACCACCAGCCUCUCAGUUCAUCAUCGUCAUCAUGAUAGUCUCGGCAUUGAUAUCUCAUCAAGCCGCCCGCAUCUGGUUGGCGAAGCUACGCGAGACCUCCGACCUGAAGAUCGCGCUCACGCUGCUUGGGGUAUGACAGCGCAUCCUCAGGAGAAGGAUAUGCCAUCACAUCUCAUUCUACACGCAUCACGCACCUCGACACGGGCCUGGUCACGUUGGUGUAACGAAAUGUGCUCUGGGGAAAUCAGAACCAAAGCCGUAUAGAUAUAGGGGUGACACAGGCGACGGCGGUCGCACGGAGUACUUGAUGGUCAGAGUCGGGAGUUGAUAGCCUUGGUGUGAUUUCUGAGAGUGAAUGAGAAAAGAGUGAAGAGUGAAGAGAUAUCAAAACACUUUCAGCGACACCAACUGAGAGUGAAAUGGCUGUUGUUAAAUGGCAAUGUAACACCAAACAUCAUAUUCCAGCAGGACAAUAUACAUACCUAAAACAAAGGUUCAGGAAUCCCCG